CAUAGUUAGCGUUGUACCGGAAGGGGACGGUAGUAGUGUGCGAUUUUAGUCGUAAGCUCUGAAGGUACUAUCUUGGAAAAAGUGGCUCGCCAUUUGCGAGAGUGAAGUGCAAAGACAUUUAUUAACAUCGAAGUAAGUUUUGGCGACGGGGAGUGGAAUUAUAUUUGUUAAAGUAGUUAUAUCACGUUUAUAUGAAAAGGAAAUUUAAUUGAAUUAAGUUAUCACUAAUGGAUCUAUAUCGGUGAAGGACAGAACAACUCGAGACCACUUCGGACAUCGUUUAAGUUAGAUUAGAAACUAAUUUUGCAGCAAGUGUUAGUGUAAUAGUUCCGUUUAUCACAUAAACAUUUUAAAGAAUAGCAAAAUGAAAGGAAGAGAGAAAUUAUGUGCGAAGUUAUCAAGUGCCUUCUUAAGAAAGUGGUGGUUCGUCAUAGCAAUAUCUCUAGGAUGUCUACUUUUUGGCAUAAUUGUAGCAGUUUUCUUCAAUAGUUGGGUUAAUCUAGUUAUAAAUUCACAAAUAAAAUUAAAGGAAGGAUCUCAGACAUUCAAAUGGUGGUCGAAACCCCCAGUAGAACCCAAGAUCAAGGUAUAUAUUUAUAAUGUUACCAAUGCUGACGAGUUCCUUAAUAAUGGAUCGAAACCAAUUGUUGACGAAUUGGGACCAUAUGUAUACAUAGAAAAAUGGGAGAGAAAAAAUGUCACUUUCCACGACAAUGGAACCCUCACUUUUAACUUACAAAAAAUGUAUCGGUUUGACGCGACCACAUCAAAUGGUAGUCAAGAAGAUUUAGUGGUUGUGCCAAAUAUACCUAUGCUGAGUGCAACCUCACAAUCGAAACAUGCAGCAAGAUUUUUGAGGUUGGCAAUGGCAAGUAUAAUGGAUAUUUUGAAGAUCAAACCUUUUGUAGAAGUAUCAGUUGGUCAAUUGCUAUGGGGUUACGAAGAUCCUUUAUUAAAACUAGCCAAAGAUGUUGUUCCUAAAGAACAAAAAUUGCCAUAUGAAGAAUUCGGUCUGUUAUACAAGAAAAAUGGUACUUCGGAAGAUAAUAUAACGGUGAAUACUGGAGUAGAAGAUAUUACAAAAUAUGGUUUAAUUGACAAUGUAAAUGGAAUAAAAAAACUUCCGCAUUACGCUACAGAUCAGUGUAACAGUUUAGAAGCUUCAGAUGGUUCAAUAUUCCCACCACACAUGACCAAAAAUACGACAGUGUACAUUUUUGAUAAAGAUUUAUGCCGCAGAUUGCCAUUAGUAUUUCAAAAAGAAGUUCUUUCAAGCAGUAACGAAGUACCAGCAUUCAGAUUUAGCCCACCCAAAAAUGUUUUCGCAAGCGUAGAGGAAAAUCCAGACAAUGCAUGCUUCUGUCCCCAAGGACCUCCUUGCACACCAUCUGGAUUCUUCAAUGUUUCUUUAUGUCAAUACGAUUCUCCUAUAUUACUAUCAUUCCCACAUUUCUACCUCGCUGAUGAUAAAUACAGAACUGCAGUAGAAGGAAUUUCCCCACCUGAUCCAGAAAAACAUACAUUCUAUAUGGAUAUUCAACCGGAAAUGGGUUCCGCUAUGUCAGCAAGGGCACGUAUACAAAUCAAUUUGGCUGUUUCUCAAGUAGUGGAUAUUAAACAAGUAGCCACUUUUCCAGACAUUGUUUUUCCUAUAAUGUGGUUCGAAGAAGGUUUGGAAUCGUUACCUCCAGAGAUGACAGGCUUAAUGAAAUUAGCAACUACAGUUCCACCAAUCGCAAGAAUAGUCAUAACAAUUGUGUUGUUUUUCAUAGGAGCUAUUCUCCUCAUAAUCGCCAUUUGGAGGUUGGUAAGAGGAGCUAACAGACUUAGUUCACUCCACUUGGCACCUGGACACGUUGGACCUCCCAAUAAAACAAAGGACUUGCCAAUGGCUAAUGUUCCAAAAUAUUAGACUAGUAAAAGACAAAUUCAGGUGGUUGAAAAUGAUCCGGUAAAAUUAUUGAGUAAUUUUUCCUGAGAAUAUCUUUAUAUGAAAAUAAAUUGCUUUGAAUAAAAUAAGAAUUGAUUAAAAAAUUGUUAUUCAAACCCACUAGUGAAAAUCAAAUACAUUGAUUCCAUUUCUGAGAAAUUCAUUUCUUAGUUUUCAGUAAUAUACACAUGUUUUGAACCACUCGUAAAUAUUUUUUAUAUUUUAUGGGGGCAUAAAUUGUGUCUUAUUUUACGAUCCGCUACAAAACAGUGAUUGGCGAAUAUGAUUUAGUUCCAAUGCCCCGGAUAAUUUUCAAAAAUAGAUUGAAUACUGAAUUUACAAUCAUGUUACUACCAAUUUCUGUACUCUAAAACAGUUGUAAUUGAUAGCAAUAUAGAUUUUUCAAUCCUAAAGGAUAAAAAUGAGAAAAACUACCAAUUACAAUAGAUUUGAUCACUAAGAAUUACAUAUUCACGUAUCAUUGAUACAUGUCUACAAUAAUUUUCUGAUUAAAAUCUUGAUCAAAUUGUGUCAGUGUAUGUUAAAAGUGAAAAAAAUCAUAUGUUGGCCGAUAACUUACCUUGAGCAUUAUUCCACCAUUUUAUUAAUAGAACUACAAUAUACAAUGUAAAGAAAAAAUUAAAGAUUAAUAAGAAUAAUGUAAAAAUAGAGUACGCAUGAUUAACGUCGUUAUAGGAUAAUUUAUAAAAUACAUAUACGUCUAUCUGAAGAAAUAUUUCAAACAAAUAAGAAAUACUACCAAUACGUAUCUACGUAUCUUCAUUAAGUCUUUCUGCCUUUAUACUCAUACAAAAUAAUUUUAGGCGAUCGUUAUUUAAAGCUGACUUCGAUUUCAGAUAAGCUCCAAUGUUACAUCAACAAAUUGGUUUCUGAAAGUUGCCUACCAAUAGUCGAUUGUUCUUUCAUAAUAAAAGACGCCAAGGAUCACUACACGCCCUCGAAAACAAUUGACAUUUCCUUUUUCAUAACUAUCGACCCUUUGUGAGACUACUACUCAGAAUAAGAUGGAUGCACCACUUCAGAUAUUGUUUUCAUAAUCUGUAUUUAUACUUUUGGUCCAUCCUAAUUUUCGUCUGUAAAUUGAAAUACUUAAGAUAAAUUAUUGCCUUACAGUUAGCGAUUUACUCUAUGAUUUCUGGUGAAACAUUUUUGCUAGUAAAAAUAGAUAAGAUAUGUAGUGUUUAUAUUUCCUGUGAUUAUUUCGAACUUUUGGCCUCUUAUAAAUAGUUGUAAAUGAAUUUAUUUAUAAAUUGAAUAUUCUAUAAUCCAUCUAUUAUCAUAAAUUUGUUCAGCAACGAAGAGAUAAUAAUUCCUCACGGGCAGACCUUUUAAUUUGAACUAGGUACGUAUUUCUCAGGAAAAAUUACUUUUAUUUCUUGAAAGAGUAAUUCAAGUGUCAAUACUAUUAAUAUAGAAUUUUUGCAACUUUUACAUGUAUAAUGAAUAAUUCUGGGUAUAUUAUCAGAUCGAUUCUCAGAUACAAAAUGACUCAAAACAAACUGAGUCUCAAGUUUUCGCAAAUUUAGGCGUUGAGAUCAUUUCCUAACGGAUAUUCUUGGAAUACUUUUUGAAUUCAACACAAACAGUUUUUCCGGUAUCUUUAAAUUCUCAGGUAAGUAUUAUUAAUAGGAAUCUGGGGGUAAAAUACUUAGAAUUUCUUUGUCUCCAUAUCCUUGUAAUUAAAUUAUUAGUCAAUUUGUACAAAGUAACUCGUUUGCAUAAACAGGAAUGGUAUAUCAUUUUAUGAUCCUAUGAAUAGGAUAAAUUAAAAAAAAAUAAAUUAUAUUACGCCACACUAUUUUUGACCACUUGGCAAUUUUUAAACAACGAAUAAAAGAAUUUGUUUACAAGUGUGAUAAUUAUUUUUGUUAAUUAGAAACUAAAAUUGCCUUCUUUCCGAAUGGAACUUUUAUGUAGAUAUGAAAAUAUUGAACAAGAUAUUUGCUCAAAAAAGAAAAUAAAUUUUAUUUUAAGUAGUUUUUUUAUAUCGAUAGGUUAAGAUGAUGGUUUGUAAGUAAUUAGAAAAUAUAUUAUUAAAAGAGUCAAGACCAACUUAGUUGGAAUAUUCCAUGUCCACAACAAGAUUUAUAUUUAUUUUACCGUUUCAUUUCUAUUUUAAAACUUUAAGGCAAUAUCUGUAAAGAACAUAAUUAAUGGGCAUAAUCUAUAACAACCAUUAAUUUUAUUGGAGAAAAUAUAGGAUAUACCACGAUAUUGGUUCUAUUUAUUUAAUAGGGUGAGUACCUUGAAUGAAUGAAAUUAUCUUAGUUUAGAUUUACUGUAGAAAUGAAGUUUCCAUUUGUUUAUACGAAAAAUUGAAAUAUUUAUAUGUUAAAUGUAAACUACCAAUGUCAAUUUAUAUCUAACGAUCUGAAACUUUUAAUAAAUGGAAGAAAUAAAUCUUAUAUUUUCUCAAAUGAUUACCGGUCGUUAUGGAUUGUACCUAUAAUUCUGUUAUUCAUAGAUAUUAUUUUAAAUUUUGAAAUUGUCUAAGAAAGGAAGACGAAACGUAGAUCUUAAAUAUUUUUUACAUUUAAUCAUGAGCCCAUAAAUAGGAAAAUCCAAAAAUGUGUUACUGUAUUCAGUUACGAUAGUUUAUGGGAAAUCAAUCGGUUCACUUCCAAAAUUUCAUUUGAAAACGGAGUUUCUAUUUCUACAAGAGUAACAAGCUUAGAACAAAUAAUGGUGAAGAUUCCGUGGCUAAGAUUACUGAUAAUAAACUUAAUGAACGUGUAUUGAAACAUGUGACUAUUUGAAAUUUGUCUUGUAUAUAAGUUUCCUUCAUAUUUAUGUUUAUUCUUAAUAAUGGAAAUAAAUACGAUUAGAAAACGGGAAUUUACUCUCUCUGGUUGGACUGAUUUGAAACUAUUUGUAAGACAAAAUAUUUGUAAGAAUGUAAAUUAAAGUUCUUCCUACAUCCUUAUAUAUUGUCAAAAUUUAUAAAUGAUUCAUUAAAUAUAAAAAUCAGGUAGGAACAGUCUAGAAACACCAAUAUAAUUUAUGAUAGAUCGGGUAAAGCAUGAAACGUUCUUCAACUCAUAUUCUUUCUAAGUUUUAUGAUAUAUUUUAUGAUAUAAAAUUGGGUACUGUGGUGUUAUUAUCGAAUAAUUAGUACAAAAGUAUGUUUUUAUUUUCUUUUUAUUAUAUAAUAUACCAUAUUUGACAAAAUCUAUGUGUUUUUUAAAUUGCAAAAUUUCAUAUAGAUUUUUAUUUUGAGUUUGCAAUAAAAUUUUAUGUAUUCAAUUAGAAAAUAAAAUUUUCCAAUUUUUA
Diorhabda sublineata is the source of this 5221-nucleotide messenger RNA. RefSeq names its product scavenger receptor class B member 1 (gene emp). Gene Ontology annotation, molecular function: scavenger receptor activity. Bases 365 to 1912 code for a protein of 515 amino acids. Lineage: Eukaryota; Metazoa; Arthropoda; Insecta; Coleoptera; Chrysomelidae. The record is from RefSeq and is a predicted model, not a curated record. Gene Ontology annotation, cellular component: lysosome; membrane; cytoplasm. The transcript is spliced from 11 exons.